AUGCCUGCCAUGGCGCUGAACCUGUUCAAGCGCGGGCAGUCCGUGCUGCUCAUGCUGCCCGACGGCGGCAUGCGCAUCUACGCGGACGCGGUGCGCGUGGCGCGCGUGAUGAAGGACUAUCCGGGCUUCAUGGUCGGAUCGCACAACUCCGCGCGCUUGCACCUGCCGCCCGAGAAGCUCCUGCGACCCGGCAAUUCCUACUUCCUCCACGCCCCCUCGCAGACCGAUCCAGACACCGCCGUGCCCUCGCCGCACCUCGAUACGACCGGCGGAUUGGCCGAAUACACCCGCGAUUAUGGCGAAUAUAACGUCGACGAGAAAUCGCCAGAUCAACGGUCGCACGCGAGCGGCGCAUCGUGGACGGCGAACGAGUCGCGUCGCGCCAGCAUGUCUCUCCACCCAUCAACAGCCGCCCGCCCAUCUUUGCCGUCUCGCGCCAACUCCGCGCCGCGCUACAGCCUCGACGUGCGCAACGUCGGCCGCGGCGGCAUCCGACGCAGCUUCUCAGCCAAAGAUCUACAGAACGUGCCGAUUCCACCGCCGCCGGCAGCGCCUGCGCCGGCUCCUUUUGCGCCGGCUCCGAAGCGACCUCCGGCAUCACGACUGGGCAUGCGACGAAGCGCGUCGGCGCAGAACCUUGCUGAUCCCGUGACGUCCGUCGAGGCGGCCGUUGCGCGUUAUUCCUAUCUAGAGCCCCCUGCCGAGCACCCGAACGAACUCGAAUCGCCGAGUCAGCCGCAUCACCGUCGCGGUUUUCACGCACGGCACGGGAGUAUGGAUUGGCAAUUGGAGUCGCAAUCGGUAUCGCAGUCGCGUUCGCCAGUGCACUCGCAGUGGUCAUCGAGAUCGCAGUCGCGCGUGCAAUCACAGUUUCAAUCGCAGUCGCUCUCGCAAUCGCAGUUUCAAUCGCAGUCGCUCUCGCAAUCGCAGUUUCAAUCGCAGUCGCUCUCGCAAUCGUUCGAAACGCAGUGGGACGGGAGUUCGCGCUUCGCUGCGGAUGCGACUCCGCGACAGCACUGGCAGCGCGCCAAUCUGUCAGAUGCCGCGCCGAUACGCGCCUCGUCGUCCGGUUACUUACCGCGAACGUUCCCAGCCGUUGAUUCCAACCAGUCUGCCAGCCCAUCUGGACCGUUGACGGCUGGCCAGCUGACUCGGCGCGCGUCGCUCGCGAUUGACAUGUCUUCCCUCGCCGUCUCCCCCUCCUCCCUCACUCCCCCGCAAACGUUCCGCCGCCUCCCCCCCAACUUCCAAGCGCAAGACGUUGGCCCCACGCCUGCGGUUCCCCCGCGCUUGCUGAGCGCGGGGGACGUGCGGGUCGCGCUGGGCGCCACCAUGGGCAAAUCGAUGAGCUGCCCGGAUUUCGCGGGUCUAGAGAGCGGUGACGUGGCGCUGCGCGCGCAGCCGGGCUGGAGGAUGAGCCGGGUAGACAGCGGAGGCGGAAGCGGAGACUGGGGAAGCGGGGGCGACAGCCCUGGGGCGAUAAUGGAGGGCGACGAGGAGGAGGGGGGAGCGGAAAGGAGCUUCUGCGGCGCCAGACUAGGGCGUAGGCGGUCGGGAAUUCCCAGCAGAUACGCCGUGCCUGACCCACAGCAGCAGGCGCUGCAGUCGCAGCAGCAGCAAGUGCAGCAGCAGCGAGCGUGGAUGGCAGGGCAGCAAUACGACCAACCCACUCCGCUCACUGUGUGUGCUCCGCUCCCCCAUAUCUCCACCCACGCACUUAACGUCUCCCCCUCGUCCCCCUGCCAGCACUCCCCCAGCGUGUUCUCGCCUCUCGCCCGCUCUGCACACCACCACUCCCACUUUCGCCACGUGCAGCUACAGCUGUAG
Molecule: messenger RNA, 1827 nt
Organism: Closterium sp. Yama58-4
Lineage: Eukaryota; Viridiplantae; Streptophyta; Zygnematophyceae; Desmidiales; Closteriaceae
Source: the annotation of a GenBank genome assembly